AUGUCUCGUAAUUACAACCGAUCAUCAACUUCAAUACUAAAUAAACCAUAUCAAUUAUUUCAUCGUUAUUUUCUACUGGAAAAAACUCCAACUUCAAAUUUAUCUGAUUUAAAUACUGAUACAAAUAUAAGAACUACAUUACAUCAACUAAGACAUCAUAAUUGGUCAAAAGGUGAAAUUUUUCAUUAUACAUUUCUUUGUUCAAUUCUUUUAUUUGUAUUUAUAAUAUUUCCAGCUUCAAUUUUAUAUAAAUUACCAAUUAUUAUAGCAUUUUCAUUUUUAUUUUUAAUUCCAAUAACAUCACAAUUUUUUUUACCUGCAUUACCAAUAUUAACAUGGUUAGCAUUUUAUUUUACUUGUGCUAAAAUUCCUCAUAGUUGGAAACCUGCUAUUUCAGUAAAAUUCUUACCAGCAAUGGAAACUAUAUUAUAUGGUGAUAAUUUAUCAAAUGUUUUAGCAAGUAUUACUAAUAGAGCAUUAGAUAUAUUAGCUUGGUUACCUUAUGGAUUAUUUCAUUUUGGUGCUCCAUUUGUUGUUGCUGCUUUAAUAUUUUUAUUUGGUCCUCCAACUUCUUUAAGAUCUUAUGGUUUUGCAUUUGGUUAUAUGAAUUUAUUUGGUGUAAUAAUUCAAAUGUUAUUUCCUGCUGCUCCUCCAUGGUAUAAAAAUUUAUAUGGUUUACAACCAGCUAAUUAUACAAUGCAUGGUUCACCUGGUGGAUUAGGUAGAAUAGAUGAAUUAUUAGGAUUUGAUAUGUAUACCACAGGAUUUUCAAAUUCUCCUGUUAUAUUUGGUGCAUUUCCUUCAUUACAUUCUGGUUGUUGUAUAAUGGAAGUUUUAUUUAUGUGUUGGUUAUUUCCAAAAUUAAAACCUUUAUUUGUAUUUUAUGCAAGUUGGUUAUGGUGGAGUACAAUGUAUUUAACUCAUCAUUAUUUUAUUGAUUUAACUGGUGGUGCAGUAUUAUCAUUAUUAGUAUUUGAAUUUACAAAAUAUAAAUAUUUACCAAAAAUUAAAGGAUUUUGUCGUUGGUCUUACACGGAAUUAAAUUAUUAUAAUAUAAAUAUUGAUGAAACAAUUUAUAAUGAUAAUGAAGAAGAAGAAAAUUUAAAAUAUAAAUCUAUAAUAUAUCAACAACCUCAACAAUAUCAAAUUCAAGAUCCAUUAUCAUUUGAUCAACAUGAUAAUUUUGAGAUGGGAAAUUUUUCAAGAUCUCGUCAAACUUCUAAAAGUUUUGUACCUUUAAUAUCAGAAAAUGAUGAUGUUGAUUCAGGUACUGGAUCAGUUUUUGAAGAUGAAAAUUAUGUUGGUUCUUCUAAAAGUACAUCAUUAGAAGAUUUAGCUUCUCCAAUAAAUUAUAUAAAUGAUAAAUCAGGAGAUAAAUCAAAAACUGGGAUAUAA
This is a messenger RNA of Lodderomyces pseudojiufengensis, 1395 nucleotides long. RefSeq names its product inositol phosphorylceramide synthase (gene AUR1). Gene Ontology annotation, biological process: sphingolipid biosynthetic process; inositol phosphoceramide metabolic process. The transcript has a single exon. Bases 1 to 1395 code for a protein of 464 amino acids. NCBI's taxonomy places the organism in Eukaryota, Fungi, Ascomycota, Pichiomycetes, Serinales, Debaryomycetaceae. Gene Ontology annotation, molecular function: inositol phosphoceramide synthase activity. Gene Ontology annotation, cellular component: inositol phosphoceramide synthase complex. The record is from RefSeq and is a predicted model, not a curated record.